Messenger RNA from Chara braunii, 1643 nucleotides. Lineage: Eukaryota; Viridiplantae; Streptophyta; Charophyceae; Charales; Characeae. The record is from the annotation of a GenBank genome assembly.
UCAUGAACCUUGCAACCCCCCCCCCCCCCCCCCGGGGAAAAAAAAAGAGCUUUUCCUCCCCCUCUCCCAGCUCCGACCCCUUGUAUGGAAAGUUCGGAAGUUGCUUGGGUUCGGGCAGAUGUAAGAAGGGGCAUCAGAACCCAUCGGCCAAAAGAGGAUAGGAAAGGCCUUUUCCCGCUCCCCAAAAAAAGCGGUAUAUUCUUUCUCCUCUUGAAAAACUUGCGGUGUCACUCCUGGAAGUCAGUUUUGUGGGCAGACCUUUACCCCUUCACUUUUUUUGCAGACACUCUGCUCAUGUGGCUGAAUGGGUCAGGCAACUGGCAGCAGAAAGAAGCGUAAGAAGAACCGAAAGGUGGUUGGUUCCGAUGACGAAGAGGAGGAAGAGGGUCAGAUGGAGAUGGAGGAAGAGGAUGAUGACGAGCGAUGGGGAGGGGCCGGCGCACAGAGUGAAGAGGAGGGGAAUGAGAAUGCUGACCAAGCCAACCACUCAGACGAGGCCGAAGGAGGCGAGAGGGAGGCGGACGGAGAAGGAGAGGGCGGAGAGGAGAUGGGAGCGGAGCAAGAGGAAGUGGAAGAAGAAGAAGAAGAAGAACAAGCAGAAGCACAAGGAGAAGAAGAAGAAGAAGAAGAAGAAGGAGAAGGAGAAGAAGGAGAAGGAGAAGAAGAGCAGCAUCGUGGUGAUGCCGGCAUGGACGAUGACGAAGAGGACGACGUCGGCGUCGUGAGAGGGAGAAGACUCUUGAAAGCUACCGGACUUUCCGGCAGUGACAGCGAAGAUGAGUAGGGAGCCCCCAUUCUAGCACACGUCCAUUACGUACUUUCUUCUUUUUGUUCUUUUUUUCUUUUUCUUUUUCUUUUUUUUUUUUCUUUUUUCCACUUUGACUAGGAGCCGUAUUCCGUACUCUUCAGUCUGUUUGCAGGAUUCUGUAAUUUGGUUAGCGAAAUCUCUGGACUUAUAAUAUUCAGAAAAUCAGCAGCAGCAGCUGCAGCAGCAGCAGCACCAGAAGCAGCACACAGUUGUGAAAAAGAGGGAGCACCCUAUAUAUACAGCCCCUCGUUUGUUGUCUUCUUCUCCCUCUCUGCCUACGGUUUACCGAGCAGCUCUGUUUGACUAUAUAUGGGCUUGGCCUUUCCUGAAAGUCUGAAGUUUUUCCCUUAUUUCGGGCUAGUUGUUAUUUGCUUAAAGUUUGUAGUUUUUAGACCCCAGGGCCAAGGUCCCACCAGCGAAGAGGAUAGUAUCAAACUCCUGAAUCUGGAUGUGUUUUAUGAAGAGAUGCAGAAAAGCAGUUCAAUCUCGAUUUGUGUGUGUGUGUGUGUGUGUGUGUGUGUGUGUGUGUGUGUGUGGCCGUGUGCGUGUGUGUGUGUGUGUGUGUGUGUGUGUGUGUGUGUGUGUGCAAGCCCUGUUUUCCAGUUGUGAAUCUUCUGAUCACGAAUUAACGAUUUAUUGUCUUGGGGAGUACUCACAUGAAGGGCUUUUGGAAUGAAUCUAUCUGUAUUUCUUGUCAUGAUACAUCGAGCAAAGCCCUAGUGUGAGGACGCCCUUCCUUGGUCUGUGCAUGACCUUGACCCACAUAAAGCAUGUCCCUGGCUCAUUACUGCCUUGUGUGAAGUUGUGUCAUCACAAAUGAAUUUUAUCCAACAUU